Ciona intestinalis (vase tunicate) is the source of this 1507-nucleotide messenger RNA. Lineage: Eukaryota; Metazoa; Chordata; Ascidiacea; Phlebobranchia; Cionidae. The record is from RefSeq and is a predicted model, not a curated record.
ACUCGUCAUACAGGCGCGUAAUCAACCGAUUACACUUGUGCGUGUGAAACAGUUUUGUUAAAAAGCGCCUUAGUUUCGUGCAGUAAUACAACGCAAAUCGCUUUAGGAAAAUGGAAGUAGCUCAACGCAUAGGACAAACUAUAUCGUUUGAAACUUGCCAAGAAGAAUGGAAUGCCUUGGCCGGGGACUAUGAAAAAUGUUUGGAGAAAAAUAAAGAGUAUAGAAAAACUGCAGAAAGUUACCAUUCUCAACGAAAUGCAUGUAAAUCGCAGAUAGAUCGACAAAUGAAAAAACUAAAAAUCUUAAAAGAAUCUUUAAAAAAAACUUCUUCUAGCAACGAAAAGAAAGAGCUGCUUGAUAAAAUUGAAGAAAGAAAACGCUCGCUGGAUGAAAUGGGAAAAUUUCUACCUCGUAAAAAUGGGUUCUACCUCCGAUUAAUCGUUGGUCAAGUGAAUAUGAUAUUGGACAGUACAGCUGAUAAAUUUCGUUACAAGGAUGAAUAUGAGAAAUUCAAACUUUACUGCAGUAUUACAACUCUCGGAUUUGCAGUUGCUCUUGUAUUCUUCCUAAACCACCGUGUAUUUGAUGCGAUGUUCUCAUUUGUUUUGCUGUGGUAUUACUGCACUCUUACUGUCAGAGAGAGUAUUCUGAUAGUAAAUGGUUCCAGAAUAAAAGGCUGGUGGGUCAUGCAUCAUUAUGUAUCUGUUGCUCUCAGUGGUACAAAUGUUAUUUGGGGUGACAAUGAGGCAUACAGAGAAUUCCGGCCAGUUUUAAUGACUUUCUCUAUUUAUCAAAGCUUGGUACAGGUGAUGCAGUAUUAUUACCAGAGUGGUUGCCUAUACAGACUGAGAGCUUUGGGUGAAAGACAUGAUAUGGACUUGACUGUUGAGGGUUUUCAGUCUUGGAUGUGGAGAGGUCUUACAUUUCUUCUUCCAUUCUUGUUCUUUGGGCAUCUGUGGCAGUUGUACAAUGCAUACAAGUUGAUGACUAUAGGAAUUAAAUACAACUUCAAUGAAUGGCAAGUCCCUGCUCUGGCCCUUCUUUUCUUUACUCUCUUUUGUGGCAACUUCUUCACUACAAUUAACGUGGUGAUACAAAAACAAAAGAAGAGAAUUAAAACAAAAGAGCAAUAAGUUACUUAUUUGAGUAAGAAAAUGCAAUAUAUUUUCUGUUUUACAUACACUUUUCUGUGCAUGUUCUAACGCUUUUGUCAAUUCUUAUCAGGUUUACAAUUUUAACCACUGCUGACAUUAGGAAUCUUAAUUUACACAACGUAUUUUUUCAUCUAAAUCCCGUUUUCUUGGAAAUUUAUAUAAAGGCCGUCUGCAGCAUUUUGUAAUUUAGCAUAGAGCGCUAUUGUAAACGCAGGGUAAACUAAUCGUUGCACUUUUAACAUAUUGUGAAAACAUCUGUAUUCCUGUAUCAUCUUGCCCACAAUCAUAUAAUUUUGAUCAAAAUAAUUAUAAACUAGUUUUUCUGUAACUAACAAAUAUAUAGUACUUAGUUA